CAAUUCAUAUCUGAAUUCAAUCAUAUUCAACUGUUUCUAUUGCUAGAGAAUUGGCCAUGGCAAGUGUAAAGCUCAUAGGUGGUUAUUCACCCAAAGAAAACGAGCAUGCAGUAGGCUCACCAAGCCCAUUUGUGAACCGGGUUCAAAUUGCUCUGAACCUAAAAUCAAUCAACUAUGAGUUCUUACCUGAGACAUUUGGUUCCAAAAGUGAACUUCUUCUUAAAUCAAAUCCGGUUAAUAAGAAAAUACCAGUUCUUAUCCACCACAACAAGCCUAUAUGUGAGUCUCUUAUUAUUGUUCAAUACAUCGAUGAGUUAUGGACAUUUGGUCCCUCAAUCCUCCCCUCUGAUCCCUAUGAUCGCGCCAUUGAACGAUUUUGGGGAGCCUAUAUUGAUGAUAAGUGUUUUCCAUUAUUAACGGAAAUUCUUAAGGCAAAAGGAGAGGAAGAGAGAUUGGCAGCAAUAGACAAGCUGGUAGCAACGCUGUUGUUAUUAGAAGAAUACUUCAUCAACUGCAGCAGUGAAGGAAAUGGUAAUUUCUUCGGUGGGGAUAGCAUUGGUUACGUCGACGUAGCGCUCGGGUGCUUCUUGGGUUGGUUCAAGGCGUUGGAGAAGAUGUUCGAUGCAAAGGUGCUAGACAUAACCACGAUGCCGCGCCUGGCGAAGUGGGCUGAGAGGUUUUGCUCUGAUGAUGCAGUGAAGAAUGUUAUCCCUGAGAUUGAGAAGCUUUCGGAGUUUGCUAAAAUAAAUCUGAUGAAGUGAAAAAGCCUCACUAGUCUUAAUUGACAUGCCUUGAGUUGGGUUGGGUUACUUGGGAAGUCCAUGAAGUGGGAUGUUUUCAUUGUGAACAUUUUUAAUCUCGCUUAGUUUUCCCCUUCUAUUGUAAGUAAAAAUAAGUUUAAGCGUCACGUGAAAAUGAAAAUUAAAAUAACAUUUGAUAUAACAAAAUGAAAAUGAAAAUUUAUAUAAAGUAUGUAUUAUGAAUUUUUAAGGAGAAUAAGAAAUUAAGAUUUUCUUUU
Molecule: messenger RNA, 1018 nt
Organism: Camellia sinensis
Lineage: Eukaryota; Viridiplantae; Streptophyta; Magnoliopsida; Ericales; Theaceae
Product: glutathione S-transferase U17-like
Biological process (GO): glutathione metabolic process
Cellular component (GO): cytoplasm
Molecular function (GO): glutathione transferase activity
Source: RefSeq, a predicted model, not a curated record